Stegostoma tigrinum is the source of this 2033-nucleotide messenger RNA. RefSeq names its product ephrin-B2a (gene efnb2a). Lineage: Eukaryota; Metazoa; Chordata; Chondrichthyes; Orectolobiformes; Stegostomatidae. Gene Ontology annotation, cellular component: plasma membrane. The transcript has 5 exons. Bases 579 to 1589 code for a protein of 336 amino acids. Gene Ontology annotation, molecular function: ephrin receptor binding. Gene Ontology annotation, biological process: axon guidance; ephrin receptor signaling pathway; blood vessel morphogenesis. The record is from RefSeq and is a predicted model, not a curated record.
GAUGGUGAAAGUCGCCAAGUGGAGAGCUGAGGAAGGCAGAAAUACACACACACACACACACACACAUAUAACACAGAGCGAGCGCGCUUGCAUGCACACCACUGCAAUCCUUACUGUGAACAACCCAAUCGGACAGGCUUGGACCUAUGUCUCAAACAGCAGAGAGAUUGCUUAGAGAGGAGAGAAGGAAGGCUCGCAACUGAUUAUUUUUCUCUCUCUCUCUCCCCCCCCCAACCCCCCCACCACCACCACAACCAGCCCUCCUCUUUGCCAUUGCUCAUUUUACCUCUGCGUUGUAAAGCAGGUAUCUAGGUCCAACAACAUAGAAAGAGCAGCAGCGAUUUGAAAGUAAAGCAUCGGCGGCGUUGCAGGGAGAAUGUGGAGAGCGAGCGGCCGUGUGUGAGAGACCGCUCUGCGAACAGCUCCAGCGGGAUCAGCAGCAACUGGAAGCAACUGCGAGGCAGACUCUCGGAUCUUUUGGUUCUUUCCUUUAAUUUUAAGAAAAAGGAUACAUCCAGAGAUUUGACAGGGACGCGGGGCGCUUUCUACCCGAACUGUACUGGACCAAGUGACCGGUAAUGAUGGCAAUAAGGAACUCGCUUUGGAGAUACUAUUUGGGAGUUUUGUUCGUUUUAUGCAGGGUGGCUCUAUCAAACUGUGAAAUUUUGGCACCUAUAUAUUGGAAUUCCUCGAAUCCCAAGUUUCUACCCAGUAAAGGUCUGGUGAUGUACCCACAGAUAGGAGACAAAUUGGAUAUUAUUUGUCCCAAGGUGGAUUCCAGGAUUACUGGACAGUAUGAGUACUUUAAACUGUAUCUGGUUUCGAAAGACCAAGCUGACAGCUGCAAUGCUGUGCCCAGCCCCACACCAUUACUCAAUUGCAACAAGCCAGAUCAAGAUGUCAAGUUUACCAUCAAGUUUCAGGAAUUUAGCCCUAAUCUCUGGGGACUGGAAUUCAAAAAAUAUGAGGACUAUUAUAUUAUUUCAACAUCAAAUGGUACUUUGGAAGGCCUGGAAAACCGAGAAGGUGGUGUAUGCCAGACCAAAGCCAUGAAGCUCAUCAUGAAAGUUGGACAAGAUGCAAAUUCUGAGGGACGAAAAGAAAAAUCCACCAGAGCUCCUGCAAAAGAAGGGGAUGGCAUCACAACCAAGCCCACCCAAAAGACCGAGAGUGAAGGUGGGACACGCUCAUUGAGCGGUGAGAAUAAACCUUCGACUGCACCUAGGGACCCAGACCAGGGGAGAUUCCUCAGCCCUGACGUGGCCCUAUUUGCAGGCAUUGGAUCUGGAUGCGUGAUCUUCAUCAUCAUCAUCAUCAUGUUGGUGGUCCUGCUGCUAAAGUACAAGAGGCGACACAGAAAGCAUUCCCCGCAGCACACCACUACUCUCUCCCUCAGCACACUGGCCACCCCCAAACGAGGAGGCAACAACAAUGGCUCUGAACCUAGUGAUAUUAUCAUUCCCUUAAGGACUGGAGACAGUGCUUUCUGCCCUCACUAUGAAAAAGUCAGUGGAGACUAUGGACAUCCUGUGUACAUAGUUCAGGAGAUGCCACCACAAAGCCCGGCAAAUAUAUAUUACAAGGUCUGAUCUGCCAGAACUGAGGCUGGUUUGGGAUCCUGGAGAAAAUUUUUUGGCUUGUUGCAUACCUGGGACUUCUGCUGAAAUUAGUGGUGAAUUUUCUUUGCACCAGGAUUGACUUCAAACUUGUAGGAGAUUUAAAGGGGAAAGUGGAAACUUGCAGGAAAUUCAGCUGAAGAGUGAGUUGGUUAGUGUGUAUGAUGUGUAGGAAUCUGCUUACGAAUAACAGGAGCAGCAAGCCGGAGAAAAGUUGAGUUAGGACUCAACCAAACUGUUCCACCUUUUGCUCUUACUAUUAAUUUCUGGGCCAUAUGCUUAAGUCAUACCAGGAAGCAAGAGGCAAACGGUUAUGUGAACUAUCUAUCACUGUAUUUAUAAUUAGUAACAUUUUAAGCUUUGGAUAUUCAGCAAUAGAAAAUAGUCAGUCUCCACUUUCCCUGAACUGUUAUCUUU